AGGCGAGACCACAGACAUGAUGCUGGGUUUAAGAGUGUUGCUGUUGCUGGGCGUGGCCAUGCUUCCCCAUGUUGUCUCUAAAAAGGAUUCGGUAAUGUUUGGGAAGGGAACCAAACUAAAUGGAAGGAAAGUAAGACUGAUCAUGGAUGCUUCAAUACAGCAUCACAUCCUCAGCAUGUCAAGCGCAACUCUUGCCAACACGUCACUGUCACCGUGGACCUACAGAGACUCGUGUGACGAGUCCCGGCUGCCCAGGAAGAUCUCCCAUGCUCAAUGCCUCACAUCUGGAUGCCUGAGCCUCCAGGGAGAAGGUGAAGAUUUUGCCCUGGAGGCCAAACCGAUCUAUUACCCCAUGCUGGUCCUCCGCAGAAUUCCUUUGCAGAAGGAGAAAUUAAAGGGAAGGAGGAAGAUCAGACGGAGGAAGUAUGACCUCAGGCUGGGGUUGGAGGUCGUCACAGUCGGCUGUACCUGUGUGAGGCCCAGUGUUGUCCACGGCACUAAUGUAUAAUGUUUUUUUUAUCACUGUCUCACUUAAAGCUGCAUUAUCAUUUAUGAUUACUAUUAAUGAAUAAAAUGAUCUCUCU
Messenger RNA from Thalassophryne amazonica, 584 nucleotides. It is a transcript of the gene il17a/f3, whose product is annotated as interleukin 17a/f3. Bases 17 to 508 code for a protein of 163 amino acids. The transcript has 4 exons. The record is from RefSeq and is a predicted model, not a curated record. Gene Ontology annotation, molecular function: cytokine activity. Gene Ontology annotation, cellular component: extracellular region. NCBI's taxonomy places the organism in Eukaryota, Metazoa, Chordata, Actinopteri, Batrachoidiformes, Batrachoididae. Gene Ontology annotation, biological process: inflammatory response.